Molecule: messenger RNA, 1292 nt
Organism: Topomyia yanbarensis
Lineage: Eukaryota; Metazoa; Arthropoda; Insecta; Diptera; Culicidae
Product: putative trypsin-6
Exons: 3
Coding region: 18-1178 (386 amino acids)
Biological process (GO): proteolysis
Molecular function (GO): serine-type endopeptidase activity
Source: RefSeq, a predicted model, not a curated record
CAAUUCGUCGUACCACCAUGAACCUUUUCCGUAACAAUUCGUGGAAUUCCGUAGUACUCCUGGUCUGUCUGGGACUAUCUGUCCAGGCUGCUGUCCAAGGACCAGAUGAUAAGGAUUAUCAACCAAUAUCCAACCCCUCAAAAACGAAGCGAUACAAUCCCUUUCAGGAUGAAUAUAAUGUUAGUAGCGGACAAAUCCAGUUAAGGCGUCGAAGGUUUUCGGUGGGAGCAACGGAAACAGUGGGCGGAUAUGGUCUUCCAACAUUAACUGUGGAAGAAAUGGAGAAAAAAUGUUCAGCUUCAACCAACUGGUUGGACGGAAACCAUGCUGCGUUUAAGGAUGCCGCCUUUCACGCGUCACUAAGAGAUAUUCGCCGAGAUCAUUAUAUUACCAACUACGGAUCUGGCCAUUUUUGCGGAGCAGUCAUUAUUACAGAAUACCUCUUGCUAAGUGCCGCCAGCUGCUUUCCUAAACUUGAGCCACAGUACAUUGGCGUGGUCGUUGGGUCGAUAGAUCUCCAUAAGCAAGUGAUUGGUACAACUCAGCUGUUGCUUGUCCAAAAGACCGUUAUGCAUCCAGGAUAUACAGCCGCUAAAGGAGAAAACGACAUCGGACUGGUUAUACUGAAAACACCAAUUAUAUUCAACGAGAAUGUAGCGGCUGCCCCGAUAGCUACAAGAUCGCUCUCUAAAGAAGAAAACUGCCAGAUCUUUGGGUGGGCUGCGCUGACACUGCAUUUCAAACCGGAGUGCCUGUUGAAGGAGACAGUUCCAGUUCCAGACUGGACGGAUUGUAAUCAACUAACAGCACAGUAUCAGGUUCAGAUGACGGAAAAGACUCUCUGUACUAGACCUGAUACCAAACCGUGUAUUGGCGAUCCUGGCGGUCCUCUGCUGUGCGACGGAGCUCUUAGUGGAAUUGUGACCCAGAAGGCAAAUUGCGAUACGGAUCUGUUGCCAAUCGUUUACACGGAUGUGUACAAGUACACGGAUUGGUUGAAAAAAGUCACGAAAGAACAAACGGGUGCUCUCAAGAAGAUGUAUCCAUCUGGAUUGGGGAAAAUUCAAAUAGCGAACAUAGGUACGAGAAUGGGUAGUGCCCGACAAGAAUCAGGAGGAACGUCGGUGCGUGUAUCGGCUGGACUGUUCGCUCUCGCUGGUUUAUGUUUCUUACUGUAGGCAGUUAUUGUAACUGAUAUGUUAACUAUUUACUUAUUUAUUUAAUGAAAUUCAAUUGAAUUGUUCUGUUUCAAGAAAAUAUUUGUUAAUUAUAUCGAACUGUAAUAAAUUUGA